CAGCUCCAGCAGUCUUCUUAGCGAAACUUAACAGGUCUCAGCCAAAAAAACCAAAGCGGUCAAAUCGAUGCCUCAAGUCAGCACUGUUUAGUCCCGAAGGCUUUCACCUCUUAGUCAUAUUCUAACUGUGAAAUCAAUCCUCGGAGCGCGGCCCGCUUCCAACCGAGUCCACAGGGAGGAUCAGAAAUAUCAUUAGCAUCUUAAAAAAGAGCCAGAGGAUGACGUCAUACCCAAACAGGAGUUAAGGGAAAAGAGCGGAGAGAAGCUAAGUGGGCAAGGAAGUUCAACACUCCUCCCCUGUGCACCCUCAAUUAUUCCCAUAAAUAUUAGUAAGCUUUAAGCCGAGAACUCGCAGCACAAAGUCACGAAGGCUGUGGCACUUAGACGUCCUGCUUUUUAUCCCUUUAACUCAGGCAUCCGCAGACCGUUGGCAAACCUCACCAGUUCCAGCUUGCACUUUUCCCCCCUCAGUUUACAGAGGUGCUGCUGUUACGUGUCACCCACCGAAGGCUGUGCAUUUUCAACACUUCACCACAAGUGACCUGCACCCCUCUCCCUCUCCCUCUCUCUUCUGUUGCUUUAUAUUUCGACAUGCAUGCAUCUCGCUGCGGUGCAAAGGACUGGAAUUUCUGGUUUGAUUUUUGAAGAAAGAAAGAAAGAAAGAAAGAAAGAAAGAAACGAUCCUAGCUCUGACAGCGACCACCAGACCUAAGGAUUGCUAUCGGCGGCUCAUCGGCUGUGGUGUGGGGAGCAAUUGUCACUUCAGCACAAAGACGGAGGGAAUUUUUUUGAAGCAAAGACAAGAAUUUAAAACACCUUCAACGACAGGGACUCCGCGAUGAGCAAACCUGCAGGGUCAACAAGUCGCAUUUUGGACAUCCCAUGCAAAGUGUGCGGGGAUCGCAGCUCUGGGAAACAUUAUGGGGUGUACGCCUGUGAUGGCUGUUCCGGAUUUUUUAAAAGAAGCAUUCGAAGAAAUAGAACAUAUGUUUGUAAAUCGGGAAAUCAGGGAGGUUGUCCUGUUGAUAAAACGCACAGAAAUCAGUGUCGAGCCUGUAGGUUGAAAAAGUGUCUGGAAGUGAAUAUGAACAAAGAUGCCGUUCAACAUGAACGAGGACCCAGGACAUCCACAAUAAGAAAGCAAGUGGCUCUCUAUUUUAGAGGACACAAGGAGGUGAACGGUACGACGCCACACUUUCCCGCAGGCGCCAUUCCCGGUCCUGCCUUCUUCACCGCAGUCACGCAGCUGGAAGCGCACAGUUUGGAGCUCUCUGCAGUGGCCGGCACGCCGGAGAGGCAAGCCAUCGUGGGUCUGGCUCAACCCACUCCAAAGUAUCCUCACGAAGUGAGCGGCACCCCGAUGUACCUCUAUGAAGUGGCCACUGAAUCCGUCUGCGAGUCUGCUGCAAGGCUGCUAUUUAUGAGCAUCAAGUGGGCAAAAAGCGUACCGGCCUUCUCUACUCUGCCCCUGCAGGACCAGCUAAUUCUGUUAGAAGACGCCUGGAGGGAGCUGUUCGUUUUAGGCAUUGCACAAUGGGCCAUUCCUGUAGAUUCGAGUACUCUGUUGGCGGUUUCUGGUUUAAAUUCAGAGAACACAGACACCCAGAGGCUAAACAAAAUCAUCUCGGAAAUUCAAGCGCUUCAAGAGGUAGUUGCACGCUUCAGACAACUCCGACUCGACGCUACUGAGUUCGCAUGUCUCAAGUGUAUAGUAACAUUCAAAGCUGUGCCUUGCACUCACAGCGGGUCUGAGCUAAGAAGUUUUCGCAAUGCGGCGGCCAUAGCCUCGCUACAGGACGAAGCCCAGCUUACUCUCAACAGUUACAUACACACCAGAUACCCAACUCAGCCAUGCAGAUUUGGAAAACUCUUGCUACUUCUGCCAGCGUUAAGAUCGGUGAGUCCAUCCACGAUCGAAGAAGUGUUUUUUAAGAAGACGAUAGGCAACGUGCCCAUCACUCGGCUUCUUUCUGACAUGUACAAAUCCAGUGACAUCUGAAAGGCCAACGUUUCAUGUGAACUCUUCUCAAAGACUGAAUGUCGAAAGGAAUGCAGGGAUUUAAUAUUGUCUAUUCUAAAGAACAUUUGUCAUUUCAUGCUGUCAGAAAUGUCGGUAAAGGAAAGUAAAUGGUUUAAGAGUACAUGAAAACUCUUCUGCUCAUAAUAUCCAAGAAAAAAAGGAGUUUACAUUUCAGAAAGGCUUUCUAUUACUCGCGCCUGGAAUUCCGUUUUAAUUAGUCUGAAAAACUCUAUUGAUAAAGGAGUCAGCGACGAAACCCAUCUGGUUCAAUUUUA
Polypterus senegalus (gray bichir) is the source of this 2295-nucleotide messenger RNA. RefSeq names its product nuclear receptor subfamily 2, group E, member 1 (gene nr2e1). Gene Ontology annotation, molecular function: zinc ion binding; RNA polymerase II cis-regulatory region sequence-specific DNA binding; nuclear receptor activity. The record is from RefSeq and is a predicted model, not a curated record. Lineage: Eukaryota; Metazoa; Chordata; Cladistia; Polypteriformes; Polypteridae. The transcript is spliced from 9 exons. Bases 839 to 1999 code for a protein of 386 amino acids. Gene Ontology annotation, biological process: anatomical structure development; cell differentiation; negative regulation of transcription by RNA polymerase II.